Paramecium sonneborni is the source of this 575-nucleotide messenger RNA. Lineage: Eukaryota; Ciliophora; Oligohymenophorea; Peniculida; Parameciidae. The record is from the annotation of a GenBank genome assembly.
AUUUUUCUUUAUGUAUAAUUCAUUUUGUGAUGAAAUUAGUAAGAGACCUUCAAUUUGGGUUGAAAGAACAACAAUUACUAAAAGUGCAACAGCAGCUGCAGGUAGUGGAGAUUUACAUGCUUAUAGAAGAUAUAAAAGAGCUGAUACAUUAAGAUAAAGAGAAGAAGAAGAAAUCAAUUAAGAAGUAUAUAAUAUUUAUUAAUAUAGAGAUAAGAGCAUGAAGACUUUUAGAAAACUAGAGAAGAAAAAUUCAUGAUAAGUCAAGAAAUCACAAACAAAAAACAUAAUAAAAGAGUCUAAGAAAAAUUAAAACUAAAAAUUAAAAAAGAAGCAGCAAAAAUAGAAAAAAAAGCUAUCUAAUUGAAUAAAUUUCCUAAUGAUGGAUCUUACUAUGAACUUUUCAAAUAAUUAAAAUCCCAAGAACAAGAAGAGUAAUAAAAACUAAAUGAAAUAAAAUAACAAUUAAAUGAAGAAUCAAUUAUAGAUAAAGAAGAAGAAAAUAAUANUAUAUAUAUUAUCAAAAAAUUAUCUUCCUCCUUUUAUAAUUGUUAACUUCAUUAAUUAAAGUCAAAUGA